Messenger RNA from Aaosphaeria arxii CBS 175.79, 1138 nucleotides. RefSeq lists its product as uncharacterized. NCBI's taxonomy places the organism in Eukaryota, Fungi, Ascomycota, Dothideomycetes, Pleosporales. The transcript has a single exon. Bases 106 to 1002 code for a protein of 298 amino acids. The record is from RefSeq and is a predicted model, not a curated record.
GGGGUCUUGUUAUUAUUUCUUACCCUUUCCUCUUCUAUACAUCUUCUUUAUGUCCGACCCACUGGCCAACGGGAUCUUUUUCCACGAUCCGGUGCGCCUAUGUAGAUGACCAACAUGUCCGUUUGGUUGCGCAACCACCAUGAGAUAAUGCCAUGUGUGCUUGCUGCGGGCCUGCGACCCAGGCCAUGGUGGGUGGGACUUCGGAUCGGGCAUGCCAUGCCAUGCCACCCACCACCCAUCACCCUCACCACCACCACCAACCCACUCCACAAAGUGAAUGUUUUUUCCCAUACUGCAGAAAAGCACAGAACCAACCAGCCCAUAGACACAGUACUCCGUACAUACAGUGCCGGUACAAUUGCUGCAGUAUGCUCCGUACAUAACGCAGGCGAAACCUCAUGUGUCCGACCUCCGGGCUCUGGGCAUCCUCUGGUCCAACAAACGACAGCCUGCUCCGUUCGCUCUCGGCGGCAUUGCCACUUGCAGCGGCAAAAGCAUGCUCCGGCGUGUCCCCCUACCCUUCUUGAGCCAUCCGACCUCUCUUUUUUUUUUUCAAAGAUUGACGGUAAUAAUCAAUAUGCUAUGGAGCCGACGACUGGAUGGGGGAUCCAACAAGGAGAAGAACGGACGGACUUUCUCUGGCUGGCGAUGUACAUACGUACAUACAUGCUCCGUACAGUAGUUACAUACACAGUACAUGCCAGUACAGUACCUGGCGUCGUUCGGCUGAAGAAGGACAUCGGUCUGCGUCUGCUAGCAAUAUGUAUGUAUGUACUGUUGUCUGCACCUGCUGGGGGGUGGGGAUACCUUGCUCUUGCAGAUCAGAAGGCACCGGCCCGUCUUCCACUUCCGCGCAGCCAAUCGCUCAGGAUGCAACCUGGUCGGGAUGCUUGUUCGUUUGGCUUGUGCGUGGGAAGGAGAAGAAAAAAGAAAGUUGCAUUGUGGGUUGUGCAGAUGGGUGCUGCCAACCCGCAAUGUAUCUUUCUUGCAUCAGGGUGCUAGCUGCACGGCAUGGUUGUUUUUUUCUCUGCCUUUUCUGCCUUCUGUCUACAUCUUUGGAAUUUUUUUCUUUUCUGAUAUGCAAUGAUGUCGUGAUUGAGCAGGAAUAACUCUGCCGCUCCGAGUUCUUCUGUCCUUU